Python bivittatus (Burmese python) is the source of this 3473-nucleotide messenger RNA. RefSeq lists its product as uncharacterized. Gene Ontology annotation, molecular function: protein serine/threonine kinase activity; protein binding; peptidyl-prolyl cis-trans isomerase activity. The record is from RefSeq and is a predicted model, not a curated record. NCBI's taxonomy places the organism in Eukaryota, Metazoa, Chordata, Lepidosauria, Squamata, Pythonidae. Gene Ontology annotation, biological process: protein phosphorylation.
GGAGAGUGACACACCCGCAGAGUCAAGUGAGGCAUUUUCUGAAUUUUUGACACGCCGAGACCGAAAGGUUCACCAUCACUGGCCUAAGAUGUUCCAUCAUCUACGGAGGAAGAUUUUGGCCCUGCCUAAUAAAAAUGUCCUUAUAUGGAGCAAUAGUUAGUUAUGUAAGCUUUGCCUGCAGUCUGGAGUAGAACGUUCCAGAUCUGAGUUACUCGUUCAGAACUUAGUUAGUUAGUUAUCUACAGGACUUAUAUGGCUGCCUAACUCAUACAAUGAUUCCAGCUGGCUCACAACAAUCCAUAAAACAUAGUUUAAAACAAAGGUACCCUUCCCCCAGGCGGCAGACCAAACAUCCUCUUAGCUCAACCCCUACCCUAGUCCAAUGCUUGGGGGAAAAGCCAGGUCUUCAUAGCUCUCCAGCCCUUGUAGGAAUUUGCUAGUAUCAUCCAGAAAGAUACUGGAGGCACCCUUUGUUUAGCCUGAUCUAAUUUUAAACUUUAAGAAGGCAAAUCCUGCAUUAACCUGGCAGAAAGAAGAUUAGGAAGAGAGCGUCAAAACUCUACUGUGCACUUGGAGAGACGUCCUCAGCCUCUGAAAAGAGUCCUCCACACUAUAAGGAGUUCUAGCUAAUUGUCUAGCGUCAGUUGCAACUGUCUAGACCUCUGUUGUGGCAUGCAUGUCUAAAGCCAUUGAAAUAAAUCAGGUAGGUUGAAGUGACCUUCUCAGGUGUUGUAAAGAGAAGAACUGCUUUCACAAGGGAACGCAAGGUUCACCACAUCAGAGCUAUGGAAGAAACUUACCUCCUUAAUGUGGAAGGCGUCAAGAAAAAGAUUUUACAUGGAGGCUACGGGAGGCUGCCUGAUUUCCAAGAGGGGAGCAAGAUCACCUUCCACUUCCAGACCCUGAAAGACGAUUUUGAGCGGACGGUGAUUGAUGACAGCCGGAACACUGGGGUCCCCAUGGAGAUUAUUGUGGGGAAGAUGUUCAAAAUCGAAAUAUGGGAGACAUUGCUGACCUCCAUGCGGAUCAACGAGGUGGCAGAGUUCUGGUGUGAUGCUGUACACACAGGAAUGUAUGCCUUGGUCUCCAAAGGCUUGAGGAAAAUUGCUGAGGGCAAAGAUCCUCUUCAGGGACAGAAGCACCAAUGUGGAAUAGGCAACAUGUUUGACUAUCACAGCACAGGCUACGAAGACCUGGAUGAGCUGCAGCGGACACCUCAGCCCCUCAUCUUCAUCAUGGAGCUAUUCAAAGUGGAGGACCCUUCUUCCUACAAAAGGGACACAUGGGCCAUGAACAAUGAGGAGAAGUUGGCUGCUGUGCCAAAAUUGCACACUGAGGGCAAUCGGCUGGUCUUGUCCAGGAAAUUCAAAGAAGCAUCAGAGAAAUAUCAGGAAGCUAUCAUCUGUUUGCGCAAUCUUCAGGUUACGGAGAAGCCGUGGGAGGAAGGUUGGCUGAAGCUAGAGAAUCUCAUCACACCACUUGUGUUGAACUAUUGCCAGUGCCAGCUAGAGCUAGGGGAAUACUAUGAAGUGUUGGAACAUACCACAGCCAUCCUCCAGAAGAACAAUGAAAACGUCAAAGCAUACUUCAAGCGGGCAAAAGCUCAUGCCGCUGUUUGGAAUGAGAAGGAGGCCCGAGCUGACUUCUUGAGGGUGGCCCAGCUGGAUUCCUCGCUGACGGCCGCAGUAAGAAAAGAGUUAAAGGUCCUGGGGGAGAGGAUGAGGUGGAAACAUAUGGAGGAUCGCAAGAGAUACCGAGAUCUGUUCCAGCAGCCUCUCUCAAAAGGGGAAAGUGAGGUAUCUGAAGAAUCUUCUGUGGAAAAACAAGAGCAGGCUGGUAAUGGCCUCACAGCAGAACAGGAACAAAAUAAUCCAGAAGCCUUGAAGCACAAGAGAGGACUUGGGGCAAGAAAGAGAGAAACAGAUCAAGGAAAUGUAGUCGAGGAAGUGAAAGGGCUCUUGGUAAAAGUUGGGGAAAGAGAGAGAGAAGACUUUGUCCCUCAGAAAAAGAUAGAAGAAACAGUGACUGCAAAACAAAUAGGAAUACAAGGUGAGCAGAGGGAAAGACAAUUAUUUCCUGAUUCUGGGAACUGCAUGGUAGAAAGUUCUGAGAAUGAACAAGAGUUAGGACUAGGGCUAGAGGAGCCGAAACUAGAGGUUGAAGCUGCAGAGAUGAAUUCUGAGGCCUGGGAUCAAAAUGGAGAGAGAGAUUUUGCAACGCUGACAGGAAAGCAAGACCUCAGAGCCACCCAUAGCCUUGAUCAAAUGACAGUAAAGCCCAUGAAUGACACAGAAGAAGGUUCCACAGAAGGACACUGUGAGACUGAAGCAAGCAUUGGGCUGGAGAUUUUCACCAGAAAGGGACAAUAUGAAGGAAGGUGUGAGAACAGAGAAACUGAAGCUCAUUAUCUUCAUAGGAAACAGGCCAAUGUGAGUUUUGGAUCAGAACAUGGCAAGGAAGGUAUGAGAGCCAAGAGUUUUGAAGAAGAGGAUUGCUCCCAAGUCCAACAAGAAAAGUCCAAAAGAGGAAUGGAGGUAUCAAAUGAGUUGGAUUUGCUGGAAGAAACAGCUUUGAGGAAGGAAAAAGGAGACAUUGGUGACAAUUCCAAGCCAGAAAAGAAGUUAUGUGGGUAUGAAGCAAGUCCAAGUUGUUAUGAGGCAAACCCUGAAGGCAGAGUGCCAGUCAUUGAAGAUUGUGGGAAAGGAAUAAUCAGUCAUAGUGUAGAAGUAGAGACUACCCUUAGAGAAGUGAGAGAUAACCACAAAGAAAAAGUUGGAAGUGAUAAGGAAGGAAUCAACACUGAGGAUACUUCUACCACACAGGAAAAAAUUGAAUGGGAUGAGUUAGGACUGAAAUAUUUUGAGGCAGAGUUAAUUCCCAGCACUGAAACUGAGAAUUCAAAGAUAGGACCACAAGGAACAACUUCGGACACAAAGCAGGUGGAUUUACAAGUCACAUGGGAAGAUCCUGAAAAAAGAGGAGCAACUGAGCAAAUUUGGGGAGAAGAACCUUUUGGGGGGUUUAAGAUGUCAGAAAUGGAACACGGAGACAUGCAUGAUACAGCAUUGUCCAUGAGCUGUGCAGAAGAGAAAAGACACAUGUUUUGCUCAGGAGAGAUAGCUGGGUUGGAAAUAGCAGGACGGUGGGAUAUUUCUCUCCCAGGUCAGACUGCCUUGAAGCAAGAGGAAACUGGUUUCCAAGAAGGAAAAUGGUCUGAAAGUGAUGGUAUAAGAGAGCCAGUUACUCAGGCUUUUGGACCGGGCCAAAGUGAGGAUCUCAUCACCUUUGCUGAAGAAGCCAGCUCGACUUCUUGAGAAAUGGCAUCCCAACAGUAAGACCUCCUCGACCCAACAACUCGCUUAGCAGCUCUUUCUUCCCCAUUUCACUGCAUCUAAACUCAAGAGAAUGUAUCAUGACCCUUUGCUGGCCUUUCUUGGUCUGGCAGUGUUCUUGUGAAAUUAAAUAUAGAGUGA